AUGGGACUCCGCACCCCCUCCGGACCGUUACAACCAGUCGUCAUCGAACUCUGGAACAAUUUACCAGAUCUUUCAGACCCGACCUUUGGAAUAUCGGGCGGCGUCGAUAUCCUACUUGGAGCCGACGUGUACCCCCAUCUACUAUGGCCAGGGCAGUUAUUCCGUGGAGAUCUCGUCGGACAGCUCACCGUUGCCGGCUGGAUGCUCGCCAGUCACGCACCGGGCCCAGCGACCUCGUCCUCGCCAGCUGCUUGCAUGACGGCACAGGACACCUCAGCUCCACCUUGGCAAGAGCAGCUAAUCGCACUGAUGCAACGGUUUUGGGAAUUGGAGGACGUGCCACGGGUAAUUCGUCAAUCUCCUGAUGACAUCGAGUGCGAGGUCAUCUUUGCCAAUCAUCAUCGGGCUGCCGACGGGCGCUAUGCCGUCCGCCUCCCGCUCAAGCGCGACGGAAUUGAGCGACUACGAGAGAGCUUAACCGGAUCUACAGCAUCCCUUCGUUCGCUACAGCGCAGAUUGCGGGGUGCCCCGGAGAUGGCCAUCGAAUAUGCACGCUUUAUGGACGAGUAUCUUAGGUGCGGGCACAUGCGGUUACUGACCGACGUGGAGCUGCGCGAGUCGUCGGGCCUCGUGCAUUAUAUCCCGCACCAUGGCAUCUGGCAAGCUGGCGACCACCGGAAGAAACUGCGCGUCGUAUUCAACGCAUCGCGACCAACAUCCACUGGCUAUAGCCUCAACGAUAUCCUGCACGCUGGACCAAAGCUCCAAGCCUGCUUGCCGACUGUCUUGCUCCGCUGGAGAAGGCAUAGGAUUGCUUUCUGCGCGGACAUCCAGAUGAUAUUUCGGCAGAUCUGGAUCGACAAGCGUGACGUGGACCUCCAGCGUAUCCUGUGGAGCACUGGUAACUCUAGCCCGCCGAAGCACUAUCAGUUGCUCACUGUGACCUACGGUAAAGCUAGUGCUCCCUAUCUCUCUCUACGGACGAUUUCCCAGCUAUGGGAGGAUGAAGGCCAUGCUUGGCCCGAGGCCGUGCCUAUCGUCAAACAAGAUCGAUGCGUCGAUGAUAUUCUCUUUGGCGCUGACGACGUUGAGACGGCUCGACUUCGCCGCGACCAGCUGAUCGGCUUGUUGCAAGCUGGGGGCUUCCCUCUGAGGAAGUGGGUGGCCAACGAUCCGGAGCUGUUGCGUGAUCUCUCUCCAGAUGCCCGACUAAGACCAACCUGGCGACAGCUCAGCGCAGACGGUUUUGUCAGCGAACUCGGCGUCAGCUGGGACCCGAUUGACGAUUGCUUCCACCUCACGCCACCUACCCUACAGCCACGGCCGACCAAGCGCGCGAUGCUUGCCGCUCUAGCACGACUCUUCGAUCCCUGUGGCUGGAUCGCGACCGCUGUCUUAACUACCAAAAUGAUCAUCCAGGAUCUCUGGCGAGCGCGACUCGAAUGGGAUGAGCCCGUGCCUGCGGCCAUGGCCCAACGCUGGAGCAGAUUUCUGACUCAACUGCAGAAUGUCCCCAGCAUUGCCAUUCCUCGCUGGAUCAGCUGCAGUCCCGCCACUAGUUUGCAACUCCACGCAUUUGCAGACGCGAGCCAGCGCGCGAUGGCUGCUGUCGUGUACUCGCGCGCUGAGAACCCAGCCGAUGGUGUCUGCGUGAGUAUUUUGAUGUCCAGGACCAAAUUGACCCCCAUCAAAAGCUUGCAGCCAGACGCCACUAGUCCAACACGUAUGACGAUCCCUCGAUUGGAGCUACAAGCGGCACUGCUCGCAGCGAGGCUGCUACGCAUGGUUGCCGAGGAAUAUGCUGUGAGCGUUGAGCACUGUCACGCCUGGAGCGACUCCCAGAUCGUGCUUCACUGGCUCCGAUCAUCGGAGCCGACAAACAACUGA
Messenger RNA from Copidosoma floridanum, 1887 nucleotides. RefSeq lists its product as uncharacterized. The record is from RefSeq and is a predicted model, not a curated record. NCBI's taxonomy places the organism in Eukaryota, Metazoa, Arthropoda, Insecta, Hymenoptera, Encyrtidae.